Messenger RNA from Paramecium sonneborni, 1009 nucleotides. NCBI's taxonomy places the organism in Eukaryota, Ciliophora, Oligohymenophorea, Peniculida, Parameciidae. The record is from the annotation of a GenBank genome assembly.
GUUUUAUUGAGAAUUUGAUAAUUGUUGAGGGGAAAUAUUUAGGUUAAGGUGUAGGAUGUAUAAAUUUAUUUAGAAUUGGGAUAGAUAAAUAAAUGGAAAGAAAUCUUAUUUUGAACCGAUGAUAAUGGCUGCAAAUAAUUUUUGCUCACUAUAUGACGUUAAUAAUACAUAAGUAUUUGCAAAUAAAUUAAAAUAAUAAUGAGCAUAGUGCACUGGACAAAUAAUAACAAUGAAUCACAAUCGAAAUCUAAUAGAUAAUCCCCUGAGACUUAGCCUAUAAUAAAGAAAAAGAUUUCAAAAAAACAAUAAAAAAACAUAUAAGAUACUUCUUUCAAAGAAUUAUAUAAAUAAUAGAAACUCGCAUAGAUUGUUAAAAAAGCUAUUGAAGACAAAGAUUGUCUUUAUGAGGAAUAUGAUGAAAUAAAGAUUUCUGGUGAGAUAAUAAAAUUGAAUGACAAAGUUAUCAUAAAAAAUGAAGAAAGGAAUGUUGAUGAUUAUAUUGGUGAAAUAAGAAAAAUUUGUACUAUUUUAGAGCCUAAUACACAGAAAUUAAUUUGUUUAUGUGAAGUGUAUUGGUUUAUGAGAAGAAAUGAAAUAAUUUGUCACAAGCCUAGAGCUAAAAGAUGGAUUGGAAAUUAAGAAAUAUUCUCAACUAAUACUAAUGAUUAUGUCUUAGCUUAGACAAUCAUAUAGAAAUGUACAGUUGUUGAUUGUGAGGAAUACUUUAAUAUGGAAAACUUGGAUUCCACUACGUAUUAUAAUCGUUUAGAAUGGGAUGUAGAAACUAAAAAAUUCACUAAUCUGAAUACAGUAUAGAUGUACUGUCUCUGUUAAUAGCCAUGGAAUCCAGAACUCAAUUAUAUUUAGGUAAUAUUUUAUUUAUAUUUGAUUAGUGUGAUAAAUGUUAAAAAUGGUACCAUUUUGAAUGUGUGGGCCUCAAAGAAGGAUCUUAUGAAAAUAAGGAUUACGUAUGUGGAUAUUGUGAUUGAAAAAAGAGCUUUGAAUUAAU